This is a messenger RNA of Electrophorus electricus (electric eel), 1541 nucleotides long. RefSeq names its product phosphatidylinositol glycan anchor biosynthesis, class L (gene pigl). Gene Ontology annotation, cellular component: endoplasmic reticulum. NCBI's taxonomy places the organism in Eukaryota, Metazoa, Chordata, Actinopteri, Gymnotiformes, Gymnotidae. The record is from RefSeq and is a predicted model, not a curated record. Gene Ontology annotation, molecular function: N-acetylglucosaminylphosphatidylinositol deacetylase activity.
GUUGUUCUAUACGGAUAUUUUGUGAAACGGUAGACAUGUUUGUUUUGCUUUCUAUAAUUUUUUGCUGUUUCGUUUACCUUAUUUCCGUAAAAUUGUUAUACAACCGAUUUAAAAAGUUAUGGCCAGUCUUACUGAAUAACGUUUCACUUUCUCCGUGUACAAAGAAAGAUUUAAAUGUUCUCUCGACAUAUGAUCGAUACGACUUUAAUUCAAGGAAUUCAGAAAAAGACAAUUUGCACACGCUUAAUGACAAUCGAGUGCUUAUUGUAACUGCACAUCCCGACGACGAAUGCAUGUUUUUUGCACCAACAAUUUUAAAACUGGUUGAAUCAAAUGCAUUGGUUCAUUUACUCUGCCUUUCAUCAGGAAAUUACUACAACCAAGGAGACCAACGUAAGAAGGAACUCGUUGACAGCUGUGCAGUUUUGGGAAUACCAGCCAACCGUGUCACCAUUAUUGAUAACAAAGAGUUGCCAGACGACCCGAAGGCCGACUGGAGCACCGCGCUGAUCUCGGCGCUCAUCCUCACACACAUCCGCGCUCAUGCCAUCCACCUGGUGCUGACAUUCGAUGAGGGAGGAGUGAGUGGACAUGUGAACCACAUCGCCAUCCACAAAGCUUUCAGAUAUCUAGUGUCUGUUGGCAGAAUACCAGAAGACUGCCAGGUCCUCUGCCUUCACACCAUCAGCAUCUUCAGGAAGUACCUGUCAGUCUUAGAACUGCCAAUCAGCUGGUUCCUACCCUCUUCAUUCUACUGCGUGAUAGGGCCAGAGGAAUACAGGAGGGCUAAGGAGGCCAUGCUCCGUCACCGCUCCCAGCUACUGUGGUUCCGUCGCCUGUACCUUCUGUUCUCGCGCUACAUGUUUAUCAACACCUUUCGAGCCAUCACCGUGGAGACCAAGAAUGUGAAAAUCUACUGAUUGGAAACGGUUUGCACUCACUCAGUGUGCCCAGCUUCCGAGAGACUGAACUGAAGGAGAAGCGUCACACUUUUUUCAGUUUCACAGUCGCUUGUGUCACAACCAACCACCUUCCUGCAUUUCACCAUUCCACACUCACUUACUGAAACUCGGGAGCAAAAAUGUAAUCACGUGCGCACAAACACACAGGAUCUGCUACGUGAAAUGGCAUGAAUGGGUGAAGCUAAUUCUUAAUUUCAUUGGAAAAGGUGUUUAAAUAUUCUGUUACUCUAAUUGUUUAAUGCCUGUUUCACACUUCACAAUUCAUACGUGCGUUGGCCUUUCACACUACAUAAUUCAUCACGUCACGACAGUCGAGGGCCUUCUCAUAACUCAACAUGCAAACAAACAAACAAGCUGCGAGUAUCCGCAGAUCAUCAGGAAGCCCGGUGUGCGUUAUGAUGGAGGCAUAAAAGCAUCUCUCUUCCAGUUUCUAAUGUGCUAUGAUCUUAUUUUACUGGCAAGGUAUAGUCUUUACAUACUGUACCUAAAUUGAUUUUUUUAUGUAUAAUCUCUAUAUAUUAUAUGUGCAUUUCUUCUGAAAUCCAUAAAUUGAGGAAUAAAUAAAUACAUUUGAAAGUA